AUGGUUUUGGAAGGUAGCUCAGAGGCUCUGUGCCCCCCACCAUCAUUGGAGUUACGUGCAUCUUGCAACAAGAACCAGUCUUCACCUCCUCUCGGCCCAAGCUCACAAACCCACAAAGUAAUCUUUCCUGAGGACAAGGAGCCCAUCAAAUAUGGCGAACUCAUUCUCUUGGGACACAAUGGGUCUCUGGCAACUGGAGACAAAGGUCGCAGGAAGAGUAGGUUGGCCCUCUACAAGAGACCUAAAGCCAAUGGAGUCAAACCUGAUGUCAUCCACAAUAUCUCAACACCAUUGGCACUCCGCAACAAAAGUCAGCACAGCAUCUCUUACACAUUGUCACGAAGCCACUCUGUCAUUGUGGAGUACACAAAUGACAUCAGCACAGACAUGUUUCAGGAACGAGCCGCCAAAUGGAGGACUUCAGACAGCCUAAUGGAUGGCCUUACCACCAAUGGUGUACUGGUGAUGAACCCGACAGGGGAGUUUGUGUCUGACCCGGCUCCAGGAGUCUGGAGGGAAAUCUCAGUCUGUGGCAAUGUCUUUGCUCUGAGGGAGACCCGCUCAGCCCAACAGAGGGGUAAACUGGUUGAAAACGAGUCCAACACACUUCAGGACGGUUCUCUCAUUGAUUUGUGCGGGGCGACCCUGCUGUGGAGGACACCUGCUGGAUUAAGGCAUAUCCCCACCCUCAAACAGCUGGAGUCUCUUCGGCAGGAACUGAAUGCUGCCCGGCCUCAAUGCCCCGUGGGCUUCAACACGCUAGCUUUCCCCAGUUUGACCCAACGAGAAACUGUCGACAAGAAGCAGCCCUGGGUCUAUGUCAAUUGCGGCCACGUACAUGGUUAUCACAAUUGGGGCUUUCGCAAGGAGAAAAGGUCCAGUAGCCCUGCAGGUACAACGCCAGCCAGUUAUGGUGAGAGAGAGUGCCCUAUGUGCAGGAGAGUGGGACCUUAUGUGCCCCUGUGGUUAGGUUGUGAAGGUGGAUUGUACCUAGAUGCUGGGCCACCCACUCAUGCUUUCUGCCCUUGUGGCCACGUAUGCUCAGAAAAGACAGUGGUGGGUUGGAGUCAAAUCCCAUUGCCCCACGGCACCCAUGCCUUUCACGCUGCCUGCCCUUUCUGUGGUAACUGGCUAACAGGUGAGCAGGGCCACGUAAAACUCAUCUUCCAAGGCCCUGUCGACUAG
Messenger RNA from Menidia menidia (Atlantic silverside), 1185 nucleotides. The record is from the annotation of a GenBank genome assembly. Lineage: Eukaryota; Metazoa; Chordata; Actinopteri; Atheriniformes; Atherinopsidae.